Molecule: messenger RNA, 3977 nt
Organism: Aphis gossypii (cotton aphid)
Lineage: Eukaryota; Metazoa; Arthropoda; Insecta; Hemiptera; Aphididae
Gene: TP53INP
Product: titin
Exons: 5
Coding region: 396-1991 (531 amino acids)
Biological process (GO): autophagosome assembly; positive regulation of DNA-templated transcription
Cellular component (GO): nucleus; autophagosome
Source: RefSeq, a predicted model, not a curated record
GAAUCCGAUCAGCUGGCUUUCAUCUGUCUCUCGCUCUGGUUGUCGGUCCCUUUUCAUUUUUUGUUUUCGUUUUUGUAUUAUUAUUGUUUUUAUAAAAUAUAUAUAAAUACACAUAUAUUUUUAUUUUUAUUUGUUUUUAAUCGUAAUAAUAUAUUAUUAUUAUAUCACUCUCAAUAUAUAUAUAGAUUUUUAAUUUGUUUGUUUCUUGUACAGUAUAUAAUAAAAAAAAAAAACGUUAGCCUUAAUUUUAUGUCGUAUUAACAACCGUUUACGAAGAUCUCUUGUAAAUAUAUUCAAUUUAUAUUCUGCUGCUAUCUGCCAUAUAGUAUAAAGUUCCUGACUGACCACAACUAUUCGUGUCACGAUUCGACAGAGAUAAAAUAAAGCAAGCCAAAAUGUUUUCGAACUUAUCCAGCUGGUUCUACGGAAGUAAUGCUACCGAAAAAAGUGACGAAGUUGUCGUCACUGAUCCUUGCCCAGACUCUUUAAUUGAAGUUGACGAGAACUUCGAACCAAUCGAAAUUGAUGAAUCUGAUGACUGGGUUAUCCUUGGAAAAGGCGAAUCUGAGUUGGAUUCUAAAAAGACUGAUGAUGAAGGGUGUGGAGGUGUUGUUGACCGACACAGCCGAUCAUCUUCUUCUUGUCAAAAUGAAGAAGGUUGGUUUGUCACUCCUCCUCCUUGCUUUACAUCCAUUGGUCCAGCUGACAUGGAGACAACACCUUUGGAGAAUCUUCUCAUUGAACACCCAAGCAUGUCUGUUUAUCACAGCCCCACUGUGAGUUCAGUACUGCCUGAGAAAAGAUCUCUAGCUUCAAUUGCGAGCAAUAGCGAAUCAUUUGAUGACGAUACACCAAUAGUCUUUGAAGCCGUAAAAUGUAAAGAAAAAACACCAAAACAACCCAAGAAGAAGACUUUGAAAAAAUCUGUGCCUCUUGAUGAAUUCAAAAUUGCACCUGAAAUAAUUUUAGGUGAUGUACCAAGUAUUUUACCAUCUCCUGUUGUUGAAGUAAAAAAAGUCGAACGUUCUCAAACAGAAAUGUUCCCAGUAUUGGCUCCAAUUUCUAAACCCAAAGCAACCUCUCCUCCAGCUGUUCGUAGUUAUAAAGAAGUAGCAGCAUCCUUAAAACGAAGACAACCAAAAAACGACAUGUCUGAAACAAAACAUGUUAAAAUUGAAUCCAAAGUUGAAGUUAUUGAGUCACCUCAACCAAUUUUGUCAUUGGAAGAAGAAACACAGGCAGUUGUAAAAGUCUCAACACCUAAAAAAGUUAUGAAGAAGGGCCGCAAACCACCAUGUCCGUUGCCUCAUUUAAUGAAAAAUGAGUCGCAAAAGUCGACCCCAAAAGAAAUAAUUGUUCCUAAAAUUCGUGCCCAAGAACGAUUGGUCAAGUUGAGUUCCUUUAGCAUAAUACAAUCUGAUGUGCCAAAAAGCUGUAAAACACCAAAAAGAAAUGCUACAAAACCAGUUGUUGAAAAACAACAAAAGUUGAUCAGUAAUUCAACAGUUUGUGUCGAAGCACAAAAACCUGUGUCUGUUGUAGAUACUGAAGAAAAAAAGAAAAAGAAGGUACAACAAAAAUCCAUUGUUAAAGAAGUAAAACAAGAGGUAAUUGAAUCUCAUCCAAUUACCCAAACCGCAGUGGUAAGACCAAAAUGUGAUGUGAUUGAAAAGAGAGACCAAAAGUCUCCCGUAAAAAAAGAGAACAUCAUCAUACCAUUGACGACUUCCAUUGCACUUAAUUCUUUAGUGUCUCGACCUGAAGAAAAUGCUUACAAGCACGAGUUGCUUAAAAGAGAGCUGGCAAUGAUUGCUGGCACCAAUAAAGCACAGAAGCUGCAAGCUCACAGAGAAACUCGUAUUUUAAGUCGUAACCAGCUGACACAUAUCAAUCGUGUAAAUUUAAUGCUGAGUGCAAGUAACAAAAGACUGAGGAGGGCCGACAAGAACAUGCGACCGUCGGGUGCUAACAACAACCGUAAAUGCUGUUAACUAAAUAAUAAAAAAAAAAAUCAAUUAUACUGGCUUCUAAUAUAAUCAGUUAGUAAAAUUAUAAUAGGUUGAAAUAAUAUUAUUUUAGCUUACAUUGGGUCGAGGGAAAAAAUAACAAAAGACAAAAAAAGUAAAAAAUGUUAACAAAAUAGAAAAGUAUAAAAAAAAAAAUUAAAAAAAAAAUGCGUGUAUUAAUUAUAUAAUUAUUAUAUCCAAUUUAUAAACAUUAGUUCACUGCAUUAUUUAUAAUAAUUUUUAGUAACUGAUUAAUUAGGGAAUUACUAAUUUUUAAACAAUUUAUUUCUUCUUCAAUAUAAGCGCUAUUACUUUUAGCUAACAAAUUCUAUAUAUUAUAUAUUGCUACUUGUAAUCAAAUUUAAAAAAAUACAUAUAUUAUUUAAUUAUUAUUUAAAAUAUUAAAAUAUAUGGUAAGUGUUUAUAAUUGAAGAGAAAUAAGAAAUAAAUUAUUUAGAAUAAAGUAAGACAGUGUUAUGUUUUUUAAAUUUACCUUACACCAUAUAUAUAUAUAUAUUUAUAUAUAUUAUGUUGUUUAAGUUAAAAAUUCAUUGCUGAUUAAGUUACCAAGCAAUAAAAACUAAUAUUUGGCCAGUAUACAGAUAUUUUAUUAAAAGUAUUUCCUCCAUACAUAAAAACCAAAAUAAAUUAUUAUUUGUACCUGAUAAAAAUGACCAGCUUUUUGAGCAGUUCUAUAUUGUAUGUACGCCUUUUAAAAAUUAAGUUAUAUUUUAUGUUGUCUUUAAUUUAUUUAAAUUAACAAUAAUAUUUAAAUUGUAUUUAGUUAUAUUUGUAAAUGUCAGGUGUAACACCAUUACAUUUUAACUUUAUAAUCAAUAUUGGUAAAUGUGGUGGCUAGGCCUUACAUUUAUGUGUAUAAUAAUUUUUAUUUAUUUAUUUUUAUGUUUUACCAUAUUAUAAUUAAUUAAAUAUAAUAUUCUCUAAUGCUGUAAGAUUAUCAUUAAAAUGAAAAAAAAAAUUAUAGUAUACAUAAAUAUUAUAUAGCUGUACAUUAUAAUGUAGAAUUUUUUUUUUCAUUCAACUAAAAAAUAAUAUACAUGACAAUAAUAUGUCAAAAUAUGUAAUACACAGUUUCUAAAUAUUAUAAAUAGGUACAUAUUAUAAAUAUUGUUUUACUUCUUAAAUUUCUUUACUAUAUAAAUUAUUACAAGCACUGAUAUUGGAUUUGUAAAUAAUUCAUUUUAUUAAUUUGGUUACACUAUAUUUUUUUCUGAGUUUUUUCAGAGUUGUCUGAGUUAAUUAUUGAAUAAUUGAUAAUGUUUAAAAUUAUAUAUACUAGUUAACGAAUAGAUAGUAUUGGACAGUUGUUCAUCAAUCAUUACUAAAAUUCAGCAAUAAUUUGAGUUCAUAAUAUUGUUCAUUGAUUAAUAAUUACUAUAAUUACUAUUUAUUGAGAUUAUUUCAAUUGUCAUUAUAAAAGUAUGACCAUCAGUCAUCAACUGAUGUUCCAAACAUAAUAGAAAUACCUAAGAAAUCCAAUUGUAAAUGAGCUUUCAGUUAUACAUUAUAAAAAUAUCAUAGUAGUGUUAACUAUUGUUUGUAAUGUGUUAUUGAAAACAUUUUUUUUGAAGAGUAAAGUGUGUGAAUUGAUGUAUAAGUAUAAAUGGUAUUGGUAUUUAUAAUACUCAAAAAUUAUUUGUUAAAUAUUACCUUUUCUUUUUUAAUUUUUAAGCUAAAAUAUUAUUUAUAAUAUUUAUAUUUAUUGCUAACAUCUAAGUUACAUCAGCAUUGUUAUAAAUUGUUGAUAGCUUUUUUUUUAAUUUUAUUUGAAUGAUUAUUUAACCGUGUAUACACAUUUAUUAGAGUAAUGUGUACACAAGACCACGAGAUUGUAAAUGCUUUAUUAUUAUUAUUACUAUUAUUAUUAUGGAUAUUUUAUCAUUUUUCUGAUUUGGUUUGUAAUAUUAAAAAUAAAAGUAUGUCAAAACCUGUGAUCUAAAAUAAAACUUC